Linum tenue is the source of this 1427-nucleotide messenger RNA. The record is from the annotation of a GenBank genome assembly. NCBI's taxonomy places the organism in Eukaryota, Viridiplantae, Streptophyta, Magnoliopsida, Malpighiales, Linaceae.
AUGAAGUCUGCUAAGUCUUUGUCAUCAAUUGUGAGAGAGGAAGAAAAUAUCUCUGGAGAUGACGGAGACGACAAGGACAAAGAUGACGAGGGCUCAAAACUAGGAGAUGACAACUCCUCCGAUGAGGACCUUGAGGAUCGUCCUACGGCAAUAUCUUCAGAUUCAAAAACCGAUACUGAGCCUACAGGGCCCAUCCGAAUGGAGAUUCCGGACAAAGCACCUUCAACCAUGCAACCCCAACCAUCUCUUUUGUUUAUCCAUGAAGAUCUCAUCCAGCUGAAGGAUACAAACCUCUCAUCGUCAAGCUUGUCAGCGACGAGUGGGUCCCCUUCAGGUUCGAUCAAUCCACCGAUUGUACCUCACACUUCAUCAUUCGGUCCUCUUCGAUUUGGGAUUUCUACUCACAAGUUUCCCACAUCUACUGCUCCCUUGCCAUCAAAAGGUGCACCCUUCCAUGUUUUGACGGCCAACUUGUUCUCCUCAAGACAUCAAGCCAACGUCUCCAACCUAGUUAUCUUGGCAGACAACCUCCUUAAUAAAUUGAAGGAUGGCAUCAAAAACAAACAUAUGGAGAAUACCCUCAAUGUCAACGACUAUCAACUCCCCAUCGAGUAUCAUGAUACCCAUCAACUCCAAACCACCACCAGUGGCACUACUGCAACCCUGGAUCUAAGUUUGCUCGACCACAACUUCAAGCUCCUCCAAAACUUACAAUCACUUGGUGAGGAAGGCCAACUCAUUGCCCCCUCUUCUGAAGCCAUACGUGAUGCCCUCAUUGAGCUGGACCGCAACCUCUCACUCACUCCUGAGCAGGAAAUCGUGGCCAAGACUCACUGGCCUUCCCAAGCUCUUGAAUCACUAUCCAACCUUGUUGUGCUCAACCCACUUCUAGGAGUGGACAGGAAUAAGAUGCCAUUUUACAAGGUGCUAGGAAUAGUCUUGGCUUCAGUAUAUUAGCAAUGGAAAAGGCCAUCCACCAUUUUACUAAGUCGUCAACAGGGAAUCCAUUUGAGCCAACUACACCAAAAUGACGGGCGAAUGCAAGACUAUGAAGGAGGACCUUAUUGGUUUCAAAGCAAGGGAAGAAGCUCGCCAAACCAAGAUAGCCGGACUGGAGAAAUAGCUGGCCAAGAUUCGUGUAGAGGCUGCCAAAGACCAAGCUCAAUUUGUCCCCAUGUCUCAAAACUUCCAAAAGCUAUUGGGGGAGGCUCUUGGCCUCAAAGAAACGAUGGGCUCAAUCACACCUAUGGCACAGCUAGCUCAUGAGAAGGAACAUGCCCUCUUUCUGUACAAUACCCAUCUUGCUACUUUCCUCAAGCUGCAAAACAUUGUCAAAAAAGCUCUCCGCCAUAUGCAAUAAUCCAACUUUGUUUUCGUGGAUUUUUUUAUCUUGCUUUCGUGAUUUGAAACAGUCGGCUUAGCCAUGG